GUUAAUAGAUGGCGUUAUCGACAUCGUGACUCCUUCGAAGUGAGAGUGCGAUUGUUUCUAACCGAUUUAAAAGUGUACUCGUUAAACGUAGCGAACUCUCGUCGAGACACUGGUGUUCGAUUCUUUGUGUAAUCUGUUCCCAACAUCUGCUAAUUAAUUAAUUGCAAAGAUACACAGGCGGUGCACUUUGUAUAGGAUAAUCAAACACCGGAAAUAGCCAAGUUGACCGCAAUAGAGAGAGAUAAACAAUGAUAAACCGUCACCAGGGACAGGGGUUUUGUAUGUCCACGACUAAUUAACGUAAAAAAAGUGUGUAAUCUAUUGUUUCUCGUGUCUAUGUGACCGCAACAUGCAAAUCGGUAUACGCAAUUUUAAUUUCUUCCUUGACCCCCGUUGAUCCUGACCCUCGACGUCGUCCGAUGAGAAACGCGUUGUACAGGUUAUGUACGUUGUAAUUGUCGGAAAGAGAGGAGAUGUUUAAAAAACUUAUCGCCUUGUCGCGGAAUUCCACUUGAUCGUCUCGAAAAAAAAUUAUCGUUUCCCAAACAAUCCGCGGAGAUUCGCGGUGCGACAUCACGUGAUCGAAACAAUUGUAUAUCUAUCUGGCUCGAAUUUUUUUUUUUUUUUUUUUUUUUUGAGUCGGGCGAUGUCUAGGAUUGUGUGUUUCGAACGAAUACGCAAAUUUUUAUUGUAAUCGGAGAAAUAAAUAAUUGAGAUAUCAAGGAUGGCCGAUGAAUUGACGGCGGAGACGUUACGGGGCGAUGAUAACGAGUGCGUCAUUGAUACCGAGAUUGACGUGGACGACGAGGACUCGGAUGGUGUUAUUGUUCCGGAACUUCAGGGUACAUUAUCGAAAUGGACAAAUUACAUACACGGAUGGCAAACUAGAUUUAUUGUACUCAAAGACGGCACUUUGUCUUAUUACAAAUCCGAGCAGGACAGCGGAUUUGGAUGUCGUGGCUCGAUUAGUUUGUACAAAGCCAAUAUCAAGGCGCAUCAAUUCGAUGAAUGCAGAUUUGAUGUGUCUGUUAACGACUGUUUGGUUUGGUAUUUGAGAGCAAGCAGUCCGGAAGAAAAGCAACGAUGGGUAGACGUUUUGAAAUCUUAUAAGUCGGAAUCUGGUUAUGGAAGUGAAAAUAGUCUCAAACGACACGGUAGUGCCAUUUCGCUUGUGUCUAAUACACAAUCGACGACAAGCGCUGGUAGCUUCACCAAGCGUGGUAUUCGAGGACUCAAAGAAAAAUUAGCCGAAAUAGAAACGUUCAGAGACAUCCUGAUAAAGCAGAUUGAUACUUUGCAAAAGUAUUUUGACAACUGUGCGGAAAAUGCUAAGAAUACUUCCAAGAAAGGUUACCACUUUUGGAAAUCGUUUGCUUACACCAUAUCACGCUCGCUCACAGUAUCCAUCAGUAUCCUUGUGACCAUUAAAGAGGACAGACGUAUAUGCUAUUUAUCAGCUUUUUUCAUAAUAACACACACAAAAAACUUUAAGGAAGGUCCGCAUAGCGCUCUUUGCGACGAGGAAUUUUAUGAUGCCGUUGAGACUGGUUUGGACAAAAUCGAAGAAGAGAAUCAGUUGAGAGAUCGUUUGAAACAAAAAUCCGUUUCAAUUGUAACAUCUCCCGCUACUACAUCAUCUACGCACAGACUGUGGCCCGAGAUAGAAAAAAUUACAAUGGAGCAACUGCAUUACGCACGGCUUGGCGUUGGCGGAGCGGGCGGAUGGCAAUUGUUUGCCGAGGACGGCGAUAUGCGAAUGUAUCGGCGGGAAGAGGAAGCCGAUGGAUUGGUCGUGGAUCCUCUCAAAGCGUGUCACGUUGUCAAGGGAGUGACCGGUCAUGAGGUUUGUGAAAUAUUUUUCAGUCCCGAGUACAGAAGCGGCUGGGAAGCUACUCUGGAAGAUAUGACAGUUAUUGAGAACAUUUCCCACGACACGCUGUUAUUCUUGCAAACGCACAAACGCAUUUGGCCGGCGAGUCAACGAGACGCGUUGUUCUGGUCGCACAUGCGCCGAGUAUCCGACGAUCAGGAUCGCGACGCUCAUGAUCUUUGGAUAGUUUGCAAUCACAGUACCGAACAUCCCGAUUAUCCGCCAAAUACAGGUAAAUGCGUGAGAGUUUAUUUAACAGUUUGUCUCGUAUGCCAAACAUGUAUCGAUCCUCCAAAAGAUGGCGAGGAAAUAAAGAGAGAGAAUAUUACGUGUAAAAUAACAUAUUGUUCAGUUGUAAAUCCGGGCGGAUGGGCUCCAGCGUCCGUUUUGCGAGCCGUUUACAAAAGGGAGUAUCCAAAGUUCCUUAAGCGUUUCACCAAUUUUUGUAUCGAUCAGUGCAAAACCAAGCCAAUCACAUUCUGAAUAUGAUUAACAAAAAAAAAAAACAUUUUAAUGUUUUCCAUCCAAUUCCUUAUUCAUUAUCUCAAAGUGUCUUCACGUAAUUAUUGUAAAAAAAAAAAAAAAUAAUAAUUUGUAUUGUUACAUACUGUAGCAAGUUGUAGAAAAAAAAAAAAAAAAAAAUUACGGCUAGUAGAAUGUGAGCGAAGAAGGAAACUGUUUUUUUGUAUAUUAUCUUUUUCCAUUUUUAUUUGCGCAAGAUAGUCCGCGACACACGAUGCUUUUUUCUCACACUAGAUGAUCGCAUGAGCGCCAAGAACUGAUCACAAUUGUGAUUUGUGGAUUUGAACAAAAUUGUCAAAUUGUUUGCAACGCUCAUAUAUAUAUAUGAUUCAGCAGAAAAAAGCAUUAUGUGUCAGGCUUAAUUGAUUUAUAUAAAGCUUGCGAAUAAAUGCGUUUAUAUUGAAGAUUAUUUGCGGCACACAAAUAAGUGUAUAGCGAUCCUAUACAUAAUUGAAUGGAUAAGUAACUUUGUAAUGCAAUGAAAAGCACGCGUGUGACUAUAUAUAUACAUAUAUAUAGCACCGUUUAUAAUUAUUCUUCCCUCUUUGUACAACAAUCUGUUUGUUAUACAGGACGCUAUCGCAAAAAAAAAAAAAACCCAGUUGUACAAAUCUUCAACAAAAAA
This is a messenger RNA of Pseudomyrmex gracilis, 3017 nucleotides long. It is a transcript of the gene cert, whose product is annotated as collagen type IV alpha-3-binding protein. Gene Ontology annotation, molecular function: phosphatidylinositol-4-phosphate binding. The record is from RefSeq and is a predicted model, not a curated record. Lineage: Eukaryota; Metazoa; Arthropoda; Insecta; Hymenoptera; Formicidae. Gene Ontology annotation, cellular component: Golgi apparatus. Gene Ontology annotation, biological process: ER to Golgi ceramide transport. The transcript has 8 exons. Bases 725 to 2353 code for a protein of 542 amino acids.